Molecule: messenger RNA, 4463 nt
Organism: Lontra canadensis (Northern American river otter)
Lineage: Eukaryota; Metazoa; Chordata; Mammalia; Carnivora; Mustelidae
Gene: FAM168A
Product: family with sequence similarity 168 member A
Exons: 10
Coding region: 281-1027 (248 amino acids)
Biological process (GO): positive regulation of base-excision repair
Source: RefSeq, a predicted model, not a curated record
GGUCCCCCGCCCCCUCCCUCCGCCUCCUCCUCCCUCUCCCUCGCCCGCAGCCGAGCGUCCCCUCCCCCCACCCGUCGGGCUCUUCGUCGGCUACUGCAGAGGAUUCAGAGCCGAGUCUGAGGAGGAGGCUCCCGUUCCCUGCGCGCCAUCCGCCACCUUACUGGACACGGGCGAGGGAGCGAGAGCGUCGCCACUGUAGCCUCCAGAGAAGACAAGGGCAUCGCCGCCUUCCGCCGUCGUCUUCGCCUGCAGCGGCUAGCCGGUUUCUCAGUCUUCCGCAAUGAACCCAGUGUAUAGCCCCGUGCAGCCUGGGGCUCCUUAUGGCAACCCGAAGAACAUGGCCUACACAGGUUACCCUACAGCCUACCCGGCAGCAGCCCCUGCCUACAAUCCCAGCCUGUACCCCACCAAUAGCCCCAGUUAUGCUCCAGAGUUUCAGUUCCUGCAUUCAGCUUAUGGAUACCAUGAAGCAACUCUGCUGAUGAAACAGGCCUGGCCACAGAACUCGUCUUCCUGUGGUACUGAAGGCACCUUCCACCUCCCAGUGGACACCGGGACCGAGAACCGAACUUACCAAGCAUCCUCUGCGGCUUUCAGAUAUACUGCGGGGACACCAUACAAGGUCCCACCAACCCAGAGUAAUACUGCUCCGCCCCCCUACUCCCCAUCACCCAACCCCUAUCAGACGGCCAUGUAUCCAAUCAGAAGUGCCUACCCCCAGCAGAAUCUGUAUGCACAGGGAGCCUACUACACACAGCCGGUGUAUGCUGCUCAGCCCCACGUCAUCCACCACACCACGGUUGUCCAGCCCAACAGCAUUCCCUCUGCCAUCUACCCGGCGCCUGUUGCUGCCCCCAGGACCAAUGGUGUGGCCAUGGGCAUGGUGGCUGGCACCACCAUGGCAAUGUCAGCAGGUACCCUGCUGACCGCACCCCAGCACACCGCCAUCGGGGCACACCCUGUCUCCAUGCCAACAUACAGGGCCCAAGGGACCCCCGCGUACAGCUAUGUGCCCCCGCACUGGUAAAGCCUGCAGCCCAUCCAAAUCUGGAGUCACACAUUGUAUGCAACUACUCAAGUCUUACACAGGUGCUGGAGCAGUCCCCUAGCAGCACCACCUCUAUUUGCAAGAAGAGACAACGGAAGUGCAAGGGUCACUUUAUGCAUCUUUAACGGUUUUGGUUUUAUUUUUGGUUUUUGUAAAAGCUGCUUUUUCUAAUCUCCUGCCUCUCCCCACUGUCCCCUUCUUAGCCGCUACCCUUCCAGCUCUAUCCCUUCCUCUUGACCAGGCACAUCCUCUUUGCUCUUCUCUCCUUCCCCAAGCAUCUGGUCCCUGGGGACCCCAGUCUAGUGGCAGGCAGAGAGUGGGGUUUAUUGCAAUGGUUCAGCUGAAGGUGUGAUUUCCUUUGACGAGCAUAACACAUGUGGCCCUCGGGUCCAGGGUAGAAACUCAGAGCUGUUGAGCAGGUUACACCUCUGGGGGAUCAUUUAUUUUUCCUAAGCAAGAUUAUUUGAGGACAUGGCCAUGUCCUAACGCAAAGGGAAGUCUUCUGAGAACCAUCGCAACAGACCAAGAACAGAGCCACCUGAUUAGGUAGGAGUGUUCAUAGCCGCUUAAUACCCCAGGUGAGAACCUGGGAAAACCAGAUUCUUUCUUUGGGAGAACUUGGGGGAGGGGGGGGGCACUGUGGGAGGGAAAGAAGGAAGAGAGGUGCUUGCCUGCUGGCUUUGGUUUGUAAGGUCUCUGGCCAAAUUGUCUGGGCCUGGACCCUCUGAUUUGCACAGUGUUGUUAACCGACCUGGCACUUCCUCAAAAGGUAAUUUUGACCUCAGACCUGCCAAGCAGCUGCAGGGUGAUGGUAUCUCAGCCUCCCAAAGCCUUGGAACGCCAGGUGCCCUAUGUAAUCCGGACCUUGGCCCCUGAGCCCACGUGGACCCACUCUGAUAAGAUGCUUCCUCCUGAUUAGAGUGGGAACCUGUGGCACUUCUCUCCCUACCCUCUGCCCUUCCCGGUACCAGGGCUCACCAGUCUGUCCAUAGGGCUUUUGGUUACCUUGUGCCAUUCAUGGCCAAAGUGAAGGAACCACAUUCCAGGUGGGUGCUGGCAGCUCUGAAGGUCAGGAUAGUGAAGGAAAAGCAAUAGCAAUAAACAUUUCAUAGACUCAUGGAACUGAAGGGACCUUAGCAAUCAUCUCAUCCAUUCCCCUGUUUGAUUGAUGAGGAAGCUGAGGCCCAGAGAAGACGGAAGGACUUCCCUAGAUCUUGCAGUAAAUUAGCAUGAAAUGCAGCCUUCCUACCUAGGGGCAUGUUACCCACAAAAAUUUACCUAGGGAUGGAUUAGCUUGGUUUUGUAAAAAUUAAGUCAGCAGCACCCACACCUGGUGAACUCUGGAACAGUCUCUGGGCUUUGGUUUCUGCUCUUUUCCUCCAUGGAUUCCAAAGGAGGGGGUUGAAGACUGGGCAGAGGUCACAUGGGGGCAGAUGGCAGGAACAGAAAUUGCAAAUGAGGAAAUAGCAUUCGGAAAUUCUGGGAAGACAUCUGGAACUUUCAUUCUAUACCGGACUCCAAUCCUAGAAGGAGCAAGUGGGCUGGCUGAAAAGGAGAAUCUAUGCUUUUAGGACAGUAGCCCCUCAUCCUGAGAAGAGAGGAGGACAAGGAUGAGACCCAGGAAACAGGGGCUCUCAUGGUAGAAGAGGAACUUCUGAGUCAGGAAUCAUGGCUAGUCUCAGCCUGGAGCCCACUGUCCCAGAACUGUCCCCUGUACCCGGCUUCUGGCUGGGCCAGCAGCCCCUUUGGGGAUGGAGGGGUGCAGGAACAUUUUAUUGUACAAAAUGGGAUCAUUGAUAGCAUUUGGAACUUCUAAAUAACCCUUUUCAUUUUAAAUUCAUGCAUACUUGGACAUACUCCUACCUGUACCUCCCAUGUCUCCCUUAAAGGAGGAAAAAUUUCAGGAAACUUGAGCCAGAAGGACCUCAGAGGCUGUCUGGCCAUUCCCAGGAGGGCAGAGCCCAUCAGCAUCCAACUGAGAGUCAGGAGUUGGGGGACCUACCUUCUUGGCCUUCCAGGAAACUGCAGGACCAGUAAGGAGAAACCUAGCUAUUCUAAAUGGUCUGUUCUAGGGUGCUGAUGGGGUUUCAUUUUAAAACAACAGUUUUCCAGUGUUAAUCCAUUUUUUGCAAAUACCUCCUCCUACUCUUUGGUUUUGUAGGGGUGUGUGAAGGUUGCUCUAGAUUAUGUCAUAUGUGUUUGGAAAAUGCCAAAAUACUACUAAUGAUAAUAAUAGGAAACCUCUGCAUUUGUCAGGUGCACCAUAGAUUUCAGAGUGCUUCCCAGCAUUUAUUUUACUGGCCCUGAGAAAGAGGCGGGGUCGGAGUUCUUGCACCCAUUGAACGAAUGAGGAAACUGGUUCUAGAAGGAAAGGGAACUUGCCAGUGUGAGCAGAAUGCUAGUGUCUUAAUAGGCUUCUCUGAACCCUGCUGCCUCUAGGUGAGCUGGCUAGAACCACAGAGAGGAGGUAAAAAGGAGACGUAGGAAUGACCUAAUUACUUUUGUUCUUUCUAUACCAGUAAGUAAAAACUAACAUCUAGUACCUCACAGUUCACAAAGCAAUUUCACAUCCAUUCAUCUGGCUUAACCCUGUGAAAUAGAGUAUUCCUCCCAUUUGAUCCAUGGGGACACGGAGACUUGGGAAAGCAAAGAGACUUGCUUAUCAGUGGCACAGCCACCCGAAUCCCAGUUUGUCCGCUUUCCCUCCAGUCAGAUUCCACACACAGGCUUGUGGACUGAAGCGUCUGUGCUCUGCACCCCCCCUUUGCCCUAGUAUGUAAUUCCAGAUCAAAGACCAGCCCCGAGGCAAAAAGGUGCAGAAAGGCCGUGGUCUGGAAGAUCCCAAGUCCAGCACUCCUUUCUCAGUAUCUGUAGUAGAACCCCAGUUCUGCUGGCCUCCCCUGCUUGCUUUGACGGAGAUCCACAAGCCUAGCCAAGCUUAGGGAGUCAUCGCAAAGGGAGUAAGUCCAGGAGAGCAGGGGCAAUAGUGUGCCUCGGGCAGGAGGAACAUUCCUGGUAGGAUCAUAAGCAUCUGCUGGGCAGCAUCCAAAAGUACUGGAUGGCCCAAUGGCAAAGCUGGACAGAAGGUCAGCUGGAAAGGCUGGGUCACUGUAGGAAGGCCAGCAAGCCAGAGAGGACAAGGGGUGUGCCCACAGGACAUAGCUACAAAGGUGGCAAUGGCAUGCAAACGCCUCUCCGCUGUCUCCCCCACCCCAGCACCACAAGCUUGGUGGCCGGGGUUAGGGGCGCUGGUGGUUCCAGUCAGUAGACUGUCCUCUUGGUUUUCCCGGCUUCUCCCUGACUCCCUCUCCUCAUCAGCCUAGGGCCCAGGAAUCUGGAGUCUGGAGUGCCCCCAAGUGGUCAGAACAUAACCUUGUUGCCACUUUCUGAAAAAACGUAAUGUUUUCUUCAGACA